This is a messenger RNA of Prinia subflava (tawny-flanked prinia), 3761 nucleotides long. RefSeq lists its product as uncharacterized. The coding region runs from base 2437 to 3360 and encodes 307 amino acids. NCBI's taxonomy places the organism in Eukaryota, Metazoa, Chordata, Aves, Passeriformes, Cisticolidae. The record is from RefSeq and is a predicted model, not a curated record. The transcript is spliced from 2 exons.
CUCCUGCCUGCCAGUUUAUAGCAUUUUGCUAAUGGAUCAUUUCCUUCCGUGGGGAUAAUGCUCUGGCUAUUAGGUGUUCUCCUGUUGCACAGCAAUUUUGGGUGAUCAGGCAGUAAUAAUAAGCGUUCUUGUUAGAUGGGAGACUUUAUUGCCAGGUUAAAGAGCUACAAAGCAAUGAGAAUAACUUUUUGCUGGCAAAACAACUUCACUCAAAGACAAGGGACACUUCUGCUAGUGGUUCUCCAGUUUCUACCCUGCUUAUGCUCAGUGCCACACUUGCACUCCUGCUCAGCUGAUUUAUACUUCAGCGUUCACAUGUUGGAAGAAUCUGAGUCCAACAGGUUUCUCUCUAUUUUAACUGCAUCCCUGAGAAGAUCUGUACCUGCAGCACUUGUUUCUUGUUUUUAUUCAGCAUUAUUCCCUUAUGUCUCAGCCUCCCCAGCCCACAGAAGCAGCAGUGCAGAGCUCAGAGCAAACGGGCAUCCCUGUACCAUCCAUCCCUUUUUUCAGCAAGAAAAAGGAAAUGCUGUGUGCAAACUAUUCCCUUCUACGAAAUGGAGUGUCUGUGCAAAAUGGCAUCACUUAGGCCAUCUGCAGACCCACAGAAAUCACUAUUUCCUUCCACUCUUUUCACUCCAAGGCAAAUUUAUGCUUCUGUGGACAAAAAAGAACUGCAGUCAUAUCUAAUGCAUCCUAAUCUCAAUGCAAAAUGGAGUGGCAGUGGCUUACUCCCAAAAUGUGUUUUUCUGGUAGGAUCAUUUAAUAUUACUCAUUAGACCCUUCUAAAAGAAUGACUUAAAGUGAGAGGGUUUCGGAUAUUUUUCCCCUAAGUUACUUCAAGGCAAUUACAUUGCACAGAAAGCAAUAAUCACUUGUCAGGCUCUCCAGUUUGCACAUAGAGCCUUAUUUCCAUAGAGGUGAACAUUUAAUAGUUCAUUUGAAUGCUCCUGUUUUAAAGAAUUUGGUGCAGUGUGAACCUCACAUUUUUUUCUCUUCUCUCUCUCUUUUUUUUUUUCUUUUUUUUUUUUAAGAAAUUAAGACAACCAAUCUGGCAUGGGUUCCAUUCUUGAGAGCUCAAGAAAAGAUAUAUCAAAGCUAAUAGGCAGUAAACUGAAGCACAUUAAAGUGUGUCUCUUGAGUUCACAAAGCUGGAAUAUGCACAGAGAAGAUCUACCCAGUUAUCUGUGGCAGUGAGAUUUGUUUUGAGGGAACCCUUCAUACUCAAUCCACUUGUUCCUCUCACAGUCUCUGCCUGUGAUCCCACCCGAGCUCCCAGGCUGGGCCCUCUGGCUGGAUCAGUGUUACAACUGGAGACAGUCAAAGAAAUUCAAACUUGGACUAAGGAAAAACAGCUCUUCUGGUUCUCUUCACCAGUACCACUCCUCAGUCCACUCCUCUGAUCAGACUGAAGUGAAAAGGGAAAAAAGAAACCAUAGGAUUUUGGAGAAAACUCAAGACCAAAGCCUUAAUCAGUUAUUUCCAGGAAGAACCUAACUCCAGAGAAUAACUGCUGAGCAACUCUAAUUUAUCUUUGCUAAUGUCUACCAAAUCUCAACUUACUUGCCACCAAUCCUAAGCAGGCUGGUUCAAAGCAAACACAUUUUCCCUGGAGACAGCUGCCUUUCAGCAUUGGGUGGAACGACUGCCCCAGCAUCCCAAACCCAGAGUUCACUCUCAGUGGCACACACCUACCCCUGUCUGGGGGGUUGCUGAGCUCUGCACAGGUCCCCAGCCUCAGCUGCACAGGGGAAGGCCAGCAGCUGGCCCAGGCUCAUGGGUUAGCUCAAGCCCAGUGCUAAAGUGGGAGCUUGACAAAUUAUUAUUUUUCGUGCCACCUAAUGGCACUGCAGCACAAAUGAAACACUCCUCAGACCAGCCCGGGCAUGCCUUUGACUGCAGAAUAGGUUUAUCACACCGUGUGCAGUGUACAAUUUGCUCUGGGAUCUCUCUGAGUGAAAGACAAGUCAUUAACGUCCUCCAAACAUCCUCAAGGAGUGGUAAGACAAAGAAUAGUCAUGCCCAGGCUCUGUUUUGAAUAGGAUCUUGAUUUCAGCUCCUGUUUCCUGCCUUCGAUCGGCUUUCAGCAGGCAGAAGCAGAGAGGGAAUCUCAGACUGCAAGACUCAAUGAAGGAAUGCAGGAAAGUCCUCAGGCAACAGGGAUGGGAUGCUGACAGUCCUAGGUGAGUUCUACAGGUGGAAAACAUCUAUCUUCAAAAGACUCACUGUCAGACAAGAUAGUUUUCAAUAAAGAGAUGAAACUGAUGGGAGGUUUUCUUUCUGCAUUUCUGCCUGCUUUUGGCAGAGCAGACCUGUGUGUGCACAAAGGAGUUAUGACUUGACAGCACGUUGUAAAGCUUUCCCUUCUUAUCAAGGCAGAGCAGCUGAGACAGCCUUUUCUAUAGUUGGCUUUUUAAUUGAAAGAUUAGAAGUUCUCUUAUGCAGUUUGCACGAGCAUUUCAGAGAGGUCACCCAAGGUCUGGGUGCUCUGGUAGCUCCAGGGUGGAACUGGCAGGCACCAGCAGCGAGGGGACAGGACAAGCUCUCACCAGCAGGACAAAUCCCCCAGCAAAGAGUUCUACCAAGCACCCCCAUGUCAGUUCAGUGCCCCUCUGGCUCAGGGGUGGUGGGCUGCACAAAACCCCCAAAACAGAGCUCUUCCCUUUCAUCCUUGGCCUCCCCGGGGUCAGAGCAGUGGCACCAGCGCCCAAAAGUGUGCAGAGGGCUCAGAUUAAAGCAGCCCAGCCUGGGACUGAGCCCAGACCGAGGGCCAGGGCUGAUGGCUCCAGGGAGACUUUUCAAGGAGCUGCAUCUGCAGCUCCUGCCCGGGGAAGGGGAGGGACUUCACCUGGGAGACAGCGGAGAGGACACCUUGGCAGCAUCGUUAGUGGGGUUUUGAUCGUGCACCUUGAGCUCCUAUUUAGGCCAUCACAUUUCAUUCAUUUAACUUAUCUCAGACUCCUGCAAUCCCCCAGGGAUACAGCAAACACUCCAGCACCACUGCCCAGUGGAAAAGAGCCAGGAGAGGUCUCCCAGCAGAACAAGAGAGGCAGAGGAGCUUCACCCUGCUGCAUCCCCCUCUCAGCUCAGCUGCUCCUGGCACGCCACAGCUGCCCCACGUCCUGGCAGGGAACUGCAGGGAGCAGCUGGGAGUGGGAUGCAGGGACAGCCCAGCACGGGUACAACACAUCUCAGCUCUCUGUGCCACAGAAAACACCUCACAGCCAUUCACAGGCUGAUUUGGAGUCAAUUUUUAAUCACUUCCAAUGUGGGGUAUGCAAAAAUCCAGGCCAUAAAAUCCUGGUAGCAUCACAGACAGCAGAGGCAUCUGCCAGCACCUUGGGAAACAGGAACCUACAAUAAACACCUUCACCAGAAAUGGUCCCUGUCAAAAUAAACAAUGCACAUUCCCACUCCUUAUUACACUGCCAUACAAAGCCCAAGACUUAUUUCCAGAGUCGAGUGGUUCAUUACUGAGGGGAAUAAAAAAAGGAAAUGGACACAGUCACUUGUGUGAAAAUCUUCUGCUUCAUGUUUUAACCCCUGGCAGAAUAACACUAACCUGGCCCACUAGAGCAGCUCAAGGAUCCCUGGCAUCCUGCACAUGAAGACACAAUUAUAUUAAAUCAGAUGAACUUUGCUUUCCUCAACGUAUUUAAAAUGAAACUCCAUUAAAAUGGGAGAAUGUAGAUUUUUUUUUUCAGCUGAUAAUCUAUAUUUCUGUUUUGUUUGAAUCAGGCUUAAAAAAAAAAAAAAAAAGGAAA